This is a messenger RNA of Salvelinus fontinalis (brook trout), 4747 nucleotides long. RefSeq lists its product as uncharacterized. Gene Ontology annotation, molecular function: acrosin binding. Gene Ontology annotation, biological process: binding of sperm to zona pellucida; positive regulation of acrosome reaction; egg coat formation. Gene Ontology annotation, cellular component: extracellular matrix. Bases 812 to 4225 code for a protein of 1137 amino acids. The transcript is spliced from 7 exons. NCBI's taxonomy places the organism in Eukaryota, Metazoa, Chordata, Actinopteri, Salmoniformes, Salmonidae. The record is from RefSeq and is a predicted model, not a curated record.
UGUGGGCCAGGAACCUAGGGAGCAGCCUGUGGGCCAGGAACCUAGCGAGCAGCCUGUGGGCCAGGAACCUAGCGAGCAGCCUGUGGGCCAGGAACCUAGCGAGCAGCCUGUGGGCCAGGAACCUAGCGAGCAGCCUGUGGGCCAGGAACCUAGCGAGCAGCCUGUUGGCGAGCCUUUGGGUCAGCAACCUAGCGAGCAGCCUGUGGACCAGGAACCUAGCGAGCAGCCUGUGGACCAGGAACCUAGCGAGCAUUCUGUAGGCCAAGAACCAAGCGAGCAGCCUGUGGGCCAGGAACCGUUUGGAGAGCAGCCUGUGGGCCAGGAUCCUAGCGGCGAACCUGUGGGUCAAGAUCCUGGAGAGCAGCCUGUGGGCCAGGAACAUAGCGAGGUUGUGGGCAGCGAACCUGUUGGAGAGCAGCCUGUGGGCCAGGAACAUAGCGAGGAUGUGGGCAGCGAACCUGUUGGAGAGCAGCCUGUGGGCCAGGAACCAAGUGAGAUUUUAGGUAAUGAACUUAGCGAGCAUGUUGGUGAACCUCUGGGCCAGGAUCCUAGCGAGCAGCCUGUGGGCCAGGAUCCUAGCGAGCAGCCUGUGGGCCAGGAACCUAGCGAGCAGCCUGUGGGCCAAGAGCCUGUGGACCAGGAACCUGGCGAGCAGCCUGUGGCCCAGGCACCUGUUGGAGAGCAGCCUGUAGGCCAGGAACUUAGCAAGCAGCAUGUUGGUGAGCCUUUGGGUCAGGUAACUAGUGAGAUUUUGGGUAAUGAACUUAGUGAGCAUGUUAGAGAGCCUGUGGGCCAGGCACUUAGCCAUUCUAUGGGCCAAGAGCCUGUGGGCCAUGAACCUGGAGAGCAGCCUGUGAUCCAUGACCCUGUGGGCCAAGAACCUAGUGAGCCUGUGGCCCAGGCACCUGUUGGAGAGCAGCCUGUGGGCCAGGAACUUAGCCAGCGGCCUGUGGGCCAGCCUAUGGGUCAGGAACCUAGCAAGCCUUUGGGCCAAGAACCUAGUGAGCAUGUUGGAGAGCCUGUGGCCCAGGCACCUGUUGGAGAGCAGCCUGUGGGCCAGGAACCAAGUGAGAUUUUAGGUAAUGAACUUAGCGAGCAUGUUGGUGAACCUCUGGGCCAGGAUCCUAGCGAGCAGCCUGUGGGCCAGGAUCCUAGCGAGCAGCCUGUGGGCCAGGAUCCUAGCGAGCAGCCUGUGGGCCAGGAACCUAGCGAGCAGCCUGUGGGCCAAGAGCCUGUGGACCAGGAACCUGGCGAGCAGCCUGUGGCCCAGGCACCUGUUGGAGAGCAGCCUGUAGGCCAGGAACUUAGCAAGCAGCAUGUUGGUGAGCCUUUGGGUCAGGUAACUAGUGAGAUUUUGGGUAAUGAACUUAGCGAGCAUGUUAGAGAGCCUGUGGGCCAGGCACUUAGCCAUUCUAUGGGCCAAGAGCCUGUGGGCCAUGAACCUGGAGAGCAGCCUGUGAUCCAUGACCCUGUGGGCCAAGAACCUAGUGAGCCUGUGGCCCAGGCACCUGUUGGAGAGCAGCCUGUGGGCCAGGAACUUAGCCAGCGGCCUGUGGGCCAGCCUAUGGGUCAGGAACCUAGCAAGCCUUUGGGCCAAGAACCUAGUGAGCAUGUUGGAGAGCCUGUGGCCCAGGCACCUGUUGGAGAGCAGCCUGUGGGCCAGGAACUUAGCCAGCAGCCUGUUGGCGAGCCUUUGGGUCAGCAACCUAGUGAGCCUUUGGGCCAAGACCCUAGUGAGCAUGUUGGAGAGCCUGUGGGCCAGGAACCAAGUGAGAUUUUGGGUAAUGAGCUUAGCUAUCAUGUUGGAGAGCCUGUGGGCCAGGAACCAAGCGAGCAGCCUGUGGGCCAGGAACCAAGCGAGCAGCCUGUGGGCCAGGAACCAAGCGAGCAGCCUGUGGGCCAGGAACCAAGCGAGCAGCCUGUGGGCCAGGAACCUAGCGAGCAGCCUGUGGGCCAGGAACCUAGCGAGCAGCCUGUGGGCCAGGAACCUAGCGAGCAGCCUGUGGGCCAGGAACCUAGCGAGCAGCCUGUGGGCCAAGCACGUAGCGAGCAGCCUGUGGGCCAAGCACGUAGCGAGCAGCCUGUGGGCCAGGAACCUGGAGAGCAGCCUGUGGGCCAAGAACUUAGUGAGCCUGUGGCCCAGGCACCUGUUGGAGAGCAGCCUGUGGGCCAGGAACUUAGCCAGCAGCCUGUUGGCGAGCCUUUGGGUCAGCAACCUAGUGAGCCUUUGGGCCAAGACCCUAGUGAGCAUGUUGGAGAGCCUGUGGGCCAGGAACCAAGUGAGAUUUUGGGUAAUGAACUUAGCGAGCAUGUUGGAGAGCCUGUGGGCCAAGAACUUAGCCAUUCUAUGGGCCACGAGCCUGUGGGUCAUGAACCUGGAGAGCAGCCUGUGGGCCAUGACCCUGUGGGCCAAGAACCUAGUGAGCCUGUGGGCCAGCAACCUGUUGGAGAGCAGCCUGUGGGCCAGGAACUUAGCCAGCAGCCUGUUGGCGAGCCUUUGGGUCAGCAACCUAGCGAGCCUUUGGGCCAGGAACCUAAUGAGCAGCCUGUGGGCCAGGAACCUAGCGAGCAGCCUGUGGGCCAGGAACCUAGCGAGCAGCCUGUGGGCCAGGAACCUAGCGAGCAGCCUGUGGGCCAGGAACCUAGCGAGCAGCCUGUGGGCCAGGAACCUAGCGAGCAGCCUGUGGGCCAGGAACCUAGCGAGCAGCCUGUGGGCCAAGAACCAAGCGAGCAGCCUGUGGGCCAAGAACCAAGCGAGCAGCCUGUGGGCCAAGAACCAAGCGAGCAGCCUGUGGGCCAAGAACCAAGCGAGCAUUCUGUAGGCCAAGAACCAAGCGAGCAGCCUGUGGGCCAGGAACCGUUUGGAGAGCAGCCUGUGGGCCAGGAUCCUAGCGAGGAUGUGGGCAGCGAACCUGUUGGAGAGCAGCCUGUGGGCCAGGAACCAAGUGAGAUUUUAGGUAAUGAACUUAGCGAGCAUGUUGGUGAACCUCUGGGCCAGGAACCCAGCGAGCAGCCUGUGGGCCAGGAACCCAGCGAGCAGCCUGUGGGCCAGGAACCCAGCGAGCAGCCUGUGGGCCAAGAGCCUGUGGUCCAGCAACCUAGAGGAGAGUCUGUGGGCCAGGUACCUGUUGGUGUGCCUUUGGGCCAGAAACCUAGCCAGGAUGAAGACCCUGAGAGCUCCCAGUCCAAGCAGACUUCUGAGAACCCUUUGACUUGGCGCUAUCCUAAAGUUGCAACGCCUGAGCACAAGCCUACUGUGUCUGAGCGGCUGAAGCAGGUGGCUGCCAACAGUGUGUCUGCUCAGUGUGGGGAGAGUGUUGUCCGUGUGCAGGUGAACCAGGACCUGCUGGGGAUUGGCCGGCUCAUCCAGCCGGAGCGUAUCACUCUAGGAGGUUGUGCUGCCACUGAGGAGGAUGCUGAAGCUCAUGUGCUCAUCUUUGAAUCAGAGCUGCAUGGCUGUGGCAGUGAGCUGACGAUGACUGAGGAUGUGCUGAUCUACACCUUCACUCUUGUCUAUGAGCCAAAACCUGUUGCUAACACUGCUAUAUUGAAGACCAGUGCAGCUAUGGUUGAUAUUGAGUGCCUCUACUUGAGGAAUCACAAUGUGAGCAGCAAUGCCCUGAAGCCGACCUGGAUCCCCUACACUUCCAACAUGGUGGCAGAGGAACUCCUCUACUUCUCCCUGAGGUUAAUGACUGCUGACUGGCAGUUUGAGAGGCCCUCCAACCAUUACCAUCUAGGUGACAUCAUCAACAUGGAAGCCUCGGUCAUGCCGUACCACCACGUUCCCCUCCGUGUCUUUGUGGACCGCUGUGUCGCUACCUUGGCGCCUGAGGUUCACACUGUCCCUAGAUAUUCUUUCAUUGAGGACCAUGGGUGUCUGGUUGAUGCCAAGUUGACCGGCUCCAGCUCCCAGUUCCUGUCCAGAUCCCAGGAUGACAAGAUCCAGUUUCAGCUGGAGUCCUUCAGGUUCCAAACACAGAAUGAUUCCCAACAGCUCUACAUAACAUGUCAUCUGAAAGCAACUGCAGCCUCGUCCCCCAUUGAUGCUGAGAACAAGGCCUGCUCUUUCACAGAUGGCUGGAAGGCUGCAGGUGGGGAUGACCAGGUUUGUGGCUGCUGUGACUCCAGCUGUGUUGCAAGCAAGGCUAGAGAUCUGGACAGUGAUUCAGAUGUGCAGAAGGAAGGUGAAGCUACCAUGGGCCCUAUCAUGGUCCAAGAGUAAUAUUACAAGAAUGUUGCCUUUAAACUGUUUUGGGUGAAUGAACUUAUUACUUUACAAAUUUCACAUCUGACAUGAUUUAUUUGGAAUGUAAAAUUCAGGAAUGUGUAGCUGAUCACUUUCAUUCCCAGAACUUUCAUGAGCUACAUUUCUCAGGUUUGUAACAUUGCUACUGAAUUGUUCCCUUGGGCCCUAUCAAUUUCCAGGAGUGAUUUGUCAAUUGACUACUUGAUUUUUUUGGAAAAUAAACAUUUUAAAGUUUCUGGAUUCAUGUGCGCUUGACUUGUGAUGUUUGUGAGGGUAAGUCCAAUAUGUCAGUUUAGGCAGGAGGCAUUAGUCUGAACUGACCUUGACGCUAUAACAGAAGCUUGGAGAAAUGGAGAAAUGGCUGAUUUGGGGCUGGAAGAGGCCAGCUGAGUGUCGAACCCUCCUAUCACCAGCACCGACCGUAAGAACACUAACUGCCGGAGCCCAUACUUUUCUGAAACUUGACUUCCUGUAUUUGUAAAUGGGUGACUCAAAAGC